Misgurnus anguillicaudatus (oriental weatherfish) is the source of this 2407-nucleotide messenger RNA. Lineage: Eukaryota; Metazoa; Chordata; Actinopteri; Cypriniformes; Cobitidae. The record is from RefSeq and is a predicted model, not a curated record.
AGACUUCGUACUUCCGCUAAAUUUCAUUACGCUUCUGUACUCAGUCUGAGAUACCUCCCAUUCAAACCGUUUUCCUCCGGUCUCAAAACGACCGUCCAAUCCACGAACAGAGGGCGGGCUGAGACCCGUGACGUAGAUCCUAAGCGCCGAAUGUCAGCUUGUAGUUUACGGCGGACAUGGAGACACAGAAAGUUAUUCGCUCUGUUGUGGAAAAUAUUCCUGGCAUUUGCCGACUGAAGACCGAACAAGAACAGUGUUUGUUAAAUAUCCUGAAUGGAGAUGAUGUUGUUGCCCUACUCCCGACAGGUUUUGGGAAAAGUUUAAUUUACCAAAUAUUACCGAUCGUCAGCGAGAAACUGGGGAGGCCAAAGGGCGGCAAGGCGAUAGUUGUGAUCGUGUCCCCCUUGGUUGCUCUCAUGGAGGAUCAGGUAAUUGAGGCAGAAAAACUGGGUCUGCGUGCUGCACAACUUGGCCUGCACAAUGAUAAGGAAAUCAUGGAGGGGAAUUUCAACAUCAUUUUUGGUAGCCCCGAAUCCUGGAUUUUAAAUUCAAAGUGGCGAGCUAUGUUAGCGUCAUCCUUAUACCAAGACAGCCUCGUCGCUGUUGUCGUUGACGAGGCACACGUCGCAUAUAAAUGGGGUGAAGCUUCCAAAGGCGACUCCCCCUUCCGAGAAUGUUUUUCCAGGUUGGGUGAACUAAGGUCUAUCGUAAAAGAAGGGACACCUUUUUUGGCGAUGACUGCUUCAGCAGAUAUGCAGUCCAGACAACGGGUUACCAGAAUUCUCCAUAUGGAUAAGCCUAUCAACAUCACAGCAAGCCCCAACAAGACAAACAUCCGUCUUGGAGUGUGCCAGGUUUCACGGAACAACAUGAGCUGCCUAGACUGGAUUGUUGUGGAAGUUAAAGACAAGGGCACAUCCAUGCAACCAAUUCUAAUUUACUGCCCAACAAUGAAGAUAGUAGGACAGGUUUUCGGAUACCUAAAGGCUGAACUGCAAAGUCAGGCUUGGGUGGAUGGAGAUCCUGAGCAGAAAAUCGACAAUCUGCUCAUUGGAAUGUUCCACAGCAAGACACUACCACAGAACAAAGACAGAGUUCUCUCUUCGUUGAGAGGGGAAGGUAAUUGUCGCGUAGUUGUGGCUACUACAGCACUGGGAAUGGGUCUAAAUUUUCCCAAUGUGUCCCAUAUUGUGAUGUUUGGGGCUCCUGGGGACCUUGAAGCAAUUGUUCAACAGGUUGGCAGGGCCGGAAGGCAUGGUCAACCAGCACAUGCCAUCCUAUACAAUACUGGACAUUAUUAUAAGGUGGACAAAGAUGUGAGGGAACUACUUUCUGUUUUCAACAAGACCUGUAUAAGGAAAUUUCUUUAUGCCCAUUUUGAGACGGAACCCAGCCACGUUGAGCCAGGCCAUCAGUGUUGUACAUUCUGUCAUACUGUCUGUUCUUGUACGUCAGGCACAUGUACUGAACCAACUCCAAAUUACGAACAAAUUACAGACCAACCAGUAUGCGUUAUAUCAAGGCAGGUGAAUGAGAAGGACCGAUCUUUAAUAGCAGAUUUGCUCAAUGAUUACAGAAGUAAUUUAAUAAAUUCUUCCACACAUCUCUACACAUCUCAUGUAGCAUGUACUGGAUUCAGCAUAGAGCUGGUGGAUUCAGUUUUGGCCAAUUGUGAACAUAUUUUUGACCUCUCAUACAUCAUUAAUACUCUACCUGUUUUCCAUUUGGACCAUGCAAUGGAAAUUUUAAAAAUCAUUGCUGAUGUUUUUGGAGAUGUUAGUGUGGAUGUGCAGUCUGACUUGGUUGACAGUUCUAGUGUCCCAGACCUUUACUUCAGCAACUAUUUUGAUGAUGAUGAUGAUGAUGACUUUGUUGAUGAUGCACAAAGAAGCCAUGUCAGUACCUCGGAGUCUGACCAGUAAUUCAUGUAAACAUUGCCUAAUUUUUUAACCCUAUACAUUUGUGUAUAAUACUAUCAUGGAGUAAAGUGGAUAGACUGUCACCAUGACAAUUUUUAAGUUUGAACGUAACUUACCCCUGCACAUUUGUAUAUAGUAUGAUAAUAGAUAUUAAUAGCAUCAUGGCUACCAUUCUUAUUACAUUUUGUGUCUGUUUUACUCAUGUAAAUUUGUAUAUUAUCAGAGAGAAACAUGAAUGCACUGUCACUAAUACACAGAUCACAGUGAAAUGUAUAUUUAUAUGUCUUUUCUCCAAACAGUAUGAUAACAAAUAAAGGUGAAAAUUGUUCUGCACAAAAAUAUUUAUUUUUUUUGUUGUGAUGAUAUUUUAACUGCAUAUAAAAUUAAGUUUAGAAUAACAAAAACACUUAUUCCUCUUUGGGAAAUGCCAUGACAGUUAGUUGUACUACACACAUACAUUAUAUUUACAUCAUAAUUUCUGCCAAUAG